UAUAGUUACUCAAUGUUGCUACCAUCACUAUUCAAAUUUGCAUUCGAGAUCUUUUCCUGCAGAAGAAAACCCAAUACUGAAGUGUAUACGUUACUAAACUCCUUUCUUGACAAUUCUGCUAGAUUUGACCGCAAAUUGUUGUUUUCUUCGCAGUCGUGCACUACAAAUAAUGUCAAUGGAUCUGUUGUCCCUUUAGGUAGAACAGUUCACAUAGGUCUUCCGCAUCUGCGUGUAAAAUUACUGAAAAGUUUACUAAGGUUUUGAAAAAAUCCACAGAAGUACUUCAAGGUUUUAUUUAUCAAUUGCAAUAUCUACACAUCGAUACUGUGAACCUAAUUGUUUCUUCUAUAAAUUAUUUUUCAACAUCGGAAACAAAAAAAAAUAUCGAGGAGCGCAACAUACCAGCUGUAUACAUAACGGCAGAGAAGCCACGUCUCCUCAUCGAUAAAUUUGGGUCAGUCUCUAAUGUUUUAGAGACAAAUCUGAAUCAAUAACUCUAAUUAACUGCGCUCAAUAGGUUCGACCCUAUCAGAUCAUGUCUCAAAAGCAAAGUUCUAAUUCAAUCGACCAAUUAAAACUAAUGCUUCCCUAUAAAAACAACUGCUGUGAAAGGAACUGGUGUUAUAGUUGAACAAACGCUUCAGUAAAAAAGGAAUUUCGCAGUGAAUUCAUAAGCUACCAUGAAGCAGGUCUGGAUAAUUGUGAUCUUCAGCUAUGUGGCUUUCGUUGGAAUUACUUCGGGGAAAGGUGUGGAUCUCACUUUUCCCAAAGGUUUUUUAAUCGGGACUGCAACUUCAUCUUAUCAAGUAGAAGGGGCUUGGAACGUCAGCGGAAGAGGCGAAAGCGUAUGGGAUUGGUUCACAAAAACCAAGCCAGAGCGAAUAGCAGAUGGAAGCAACGGAGAUACCACCAGCAAUUCGUACUAUAAAUACAAGGAGGAUGUUAAGUACAUAAAAUCCUUAGGGUUGGAUUAUUACCGAUUUUCAAUCAGCUGGUCACGUAUCCUCCCAACUGGAUACACAAAUCAAAUAAACAAAGACGGAAUCCAGUAUUAUAAAAAUUUGAUCAAUGAACUGUUGGAAAACGGUAUCGAGCCGAUCGUUACAUUGUACCACUGGGAUCAUCCGCAAUUCUUGGAGGAAAUGGGAGGAUGGACUAACGAAAUAAUUGUAGACUUGUUCGUCGAUUAUGCUAGGAUCAUGUUUAAAGCCUUGGGCGAUAAGGUGCAAAGAUGGGUAACGAUUAACGAACCCACCUUAAUUUGCCGUUAUGGUUAUUACGUGAACUCGCUACAAAUAGCACCGGGUAAAGACCUCGGGGAUGUCGGGGUGUAUCUUUGCGGACACAAUAUUUUGAAAGCCCAUGCCAAGACUUAUCACAUGUAUGACAAAGAGUUUCGAGCAACCCAAAAUGGUCAGCUUAGCAUUGCACUCCAAUGCAUGGGAUAUGUUGCAGCGGAUGGCAAUGAUGUAGAUACUGCUUUUCAGUUUGACUGUGGAUGGAUGGCUCAUCCGAUCUAUAAGGGAGAUUAUCCCGAAAUCAUGAAAAGCAGAGUGGCUUUGGUCAGCAAAGCUCAAGGCUACUCACGUUCUCGAUUACCAAGAUUCUCUAAAAAGUGGAUAUCCUACAUCAAAGGAACUUGGGAUUACUUUGCCUUUAAUCAUUACACACCAGUUUACGUUACACGUGAUCCCGACGAACGGAAGGGAAUAUAUAAUUCCGACACUGGUUUGAUAAAUGGUAUUCUUCCUAGCUGGGAGGCAUCCGCCGGUAUUGGUUUUUAUGUCUUGCCUUCCGCCUUUGGUGAUUUGCUUCGCAAGUUGAAAGACGAAUAUGACAACCCACCGGUAUGGAUAACGGAAAAUGGGUGUCCUGAUCACGGAGAAAUUGAAGAUUACAAUCGCAUUAGGUAUCAUUACCUCUAUUUGACGGAAUUAUUGAAAGCGGUCAAACGUGAUGGCUGUAAUGUAAAGGCUUACACUAUUUGGAGCAUCAUUGAUCUCUUCGAAUGGAACUCCGGUUUCACAGUUAAAUUCGGAAUCGUUAGUGUGGAUUUCGAUGAUCCUUCAACACCGAGGAGCCCGAAACUGUCAACGUACUGGUGGAAAAACGUCAUAAAAUCCCGUAAACUUCUGCCGAUACCUACAAACUCGUCGAUGAUGUUGAAAAAAGAAUUUUCCUCUUGUCACGCGAGAUCGGGACCGUUUUCAUGAAUUUCGUUCUUACACGUUUCGAUCAUCUGCAAAUAAAAAUUUCCGAACUUUUAUCAUAUGUAAUUUUACUACGAUCAUUAUCGAAGAAAAUAUUUCAUUAGAAAUGGCGUGACGAGAAAGAAAAACAUCGAAAUCUUUCGAUUUUUCCGGAUUCGAUGGGAAAGAUGAUUGAUUUCAGUAACUGACACUCAGUUGGCAAUUUCUUUAUGAUAAUAUAUAGAUAUUAAAAAAAAAUUAUCCAUCAGAUUCACUUAUGUAUAAUAUUGACGAUAAUCAUGUUACACAUUUGUUAAAAUCGACCAAUGGUAUAAAAUAUUCCCUGAUACCAAGAGAUACUCCUUACAGAACAGGCAUUCGUCUACAUUAUCGGCGAUGGUUAUGUACUUUAUGUUGGAUGAGUAAAUCUUGACAUCAUCGACAGUG
Molecule: messenger RNA, 2636 nt
Organism: Athalia rosae (coleseed sawfly)
Lineage: Eukaryota; Metazoa; Arthropoda; Insecta; Hymenoptera; Athaliidae
Product: myrosinase 1-like
Exons: 9
Coding region: 681-2213 (510 amino acids)
Biological process (GO): carbohydrate metabolic process
Molecular function (GO): beta-glucosidase activity
Source: RefSeq, a predicted model, not a curated record